CCGGCCGCUAGGUGGCGCUUGUUCGAGCGGAUCCGCCCAGGGGACCUUCUGUUUUUGACAAACACUUCCGGGAAAGUGACAGGCAGUCGGGAAGGAGCUCUUAUCAGCCGCGGGGAGCUGACCGGCAGCCAUGAUCGAGGCGGGGGCGCCCUCCCUCCCUGACCUGUGGAACCGGGCUGUCCUCGCCCUGACUGACGCCUCCUCAGAGAAGUUGGGUCACGUCCUGCAGGAGCUGAUCCAGGUGAACCUACCCCUGGCGGACAAGUACCGGGAGGUGGAUGUGCUCUCCGUGCUGCGGGACAACGCGUCUCAGCAGGGUCUAAAUGCCAUUGCAACAGCCUUCAACAUCCUGGAAAAGUAUGGCCGGAACUUACUGUCCCCAAACAAGCCAAAAUUCUGGAGGGCCGUGAAAUUCAACAACCCUGUGUUUAAAUCCACUGUGGAUGCUGUCAAGGGAGGCCGGGACAUCCUGCGUCUGUACGGAUACACAGUGGAGCUGCGGGAUGGGAUGAGUUUUCCGGAGAAUGUGGCCGACCCCGAUCCCCGCAGGGUUGCCGCGGUGACAGUGGAGGUGGCCUUGCUUCAGGUCGAGCUAGACCUCCUGCGCAAGGGAACGCACCCCCACCCAGAGCUCUUCAGCCAGCUUCUGUCCACCGGCACACAGGUGCAGCAGGUGACGCCCCUGACCCCCAGCGUGCAGGAUCCCCGUCCGAAGGCAGACGGUGCCGUCACCCCCACGUGGACCAUCGGGAACCCUCCCAGCAGUAGCGGGGUCCCUUCGGGAGAAGGGCCGUGGACUCCACUACAGGAAGAGGGGGUGGCGAAGGGGGGCGGAUUGCCCAUCCCAGCCUCCCCCAGGACGUCCUGCGCCGUGUGCAGCGCCGAGCUGGUGAGCUCCCACUGCGGGGACUGCGGCCUCCUCUUCUGCGGGGACUGCGGGGACCUCUACCACCGGCACCCGGCCCGGGCCCAGCACCAGCGCUCCCUCAUCCCACCCAGGGCGGCAGCUCCCGGCGCCUCUCACAGGGAGGUGCAGAAUGGUGAGGUGGUGAGCCUGGGUAAGGAGCCUGAGAUCAGGGCCACCCCUAACCAGACUUUGGCCUGGUCCUGCCCUGGCUGUCAGCUCUCCAACCCAGGCCAGGGGCUGGUGUGCAGGGGCUGCCAGCUGCCCCGUGCCAGCCGUGAGCCACCCCCACCGUCCCGGGCCGCCUGGAGCUGCCAGGCUUGUACCUGCCUCAAUGAGGCCUCCUCUGUCCUGUGCAGCGCCUGCGACAGGCCCCGGCUGGCUGGCAGGCCCAGCUUCACCCCGCGACCCCCUGCAUCCUCCAUUGCACCUGCACUGGCACUGGCACCGAACCCGGACCCCUCUCCAACACCCCAGGCAGGCAAGCGGGACCCAGCCUCUGGCUGGGAAUGUCGGCACUGUACCUACAUCAACCUGAACCGGGGGCGGAUAUGCGAGGUGUGUGACAGGACCAGCGACCCACGUGAGGGUGAGGGUGAGGGUGAGAGAGUGCCCUGCGGCCCUGUGACCACUGCCCGGCCCGGCCAGCACGGGGUGUCUGCCGAACUGGACAGGCAGCGGGCGAUGAGGGAAGAUGGGCUGCGGCUGAUCACAGCCAUCCGGAUGGCGGAGGAGCAGCAGGUCAGCCCGGAGGAGGUGGUGUGCGCGCUGCGGUGUGCGGGGGACAUCUCUCCGCUGUCCUGGCUGGAGACGGGCCUCACCCAGGCCCUGGAGUCCAUCAGCGAGCUGGCCCUGCAGCAGGGGGGCCCCGAGGUGGGGCUGGUAGGCCGCGAGGAGGCCCACCAGGCCUGGCUGUCCUGUGGGGGCAGUGUGGAGGAGGCCGCUCGCCGCUGUGCGCAGGAGCGCCGACGGAAGGUGGGUGAAUUGGAGGUGCUGGGGUUCAGAGACCGGGACGAGGUGCUGCAGACCCUCUACAUGAACGGCGGAGACGUGGACCGGGCCCUGGUGGACCUGCAGCGCCGGCUACUCCAGCCCUUUCACAAUCGCAUCUGGCAGGAGCACCAGGAGCCCAUUCAGCUGCAGCUGCCCGACAAGGAGCGGGUGCUGCGUCAGAUCCUGGCCACCUACAGCCUGCAGAGCUGGGGCCGUGCGGAGAUCGUGCUCAGCCUGAUGCUGGAGGGCAACCAGCACUACCAGCUGUCCGACGUGGUGGAGGCCGUGAAGGAGUCCGCCGACCGCGAGUUCAUCAAGCGCUGCCUCUCUCUCCUGUGUCCAAUCUGCUUCUCCCUCUACCCACGCAGCAAGGUGCAGUCUCUGACCUCGUGCGAGUGCACCAUCUGCCUGAGCUGUUUCAAGGAAUAUUUCACCUACACUGUGCGCGAGAGGAACAUCAAGAACCUGGUGUGUCCCAUCUGCUCGAAACCCGACAUUGACGACGAGGCACAGAGACUCAGUUACUUCUCCACACUGGACGUGCAGCUGCGAGACUGCCUGGACACAGACGACUACAACCUCUUUCACAAGAAGCUGACAGAGAGGACGCUGAUGAUGGACCCCAAAUUCAAGUGGUGCACACACUGCUCCAACGGCUUCAUCUAUGACGGGAACCAGAAGCAAGUGACCUGUCCUCAGUGUCAGGGCAGCUUCUGUGUGGAGUGCAAAAGACCGUCCCGGGGCGUGCUGAGCUCUCCCCAGAAAACGGGGUCCGGGCUGGACGGGUUUGCUGUGCUCGUUACCAGGGGGCAGUUUGGGGAAGGUACGUGGGGCGUUGAAGGUCGUGGUGGCUUCAAGGUUCAGCCAGGGUUGAAUGGGGUCGAUGUGGGAUAA
Messenger RNA from Mobula hypostoma (lesser devil ray), 2791 nucleotides. RefSeq names its product ring finger protein 31 (gene rnf31). Gene Ontology annotation, biological process: protein linear polyubiquitination. Gene Ontology annotation, cellular component: LUBAC complex. NCBI's taxonomy places the organism in Eukaryota, Metazoa, Chordata, Chondrichthyes, Myliobatiformes, Myliobatidae. Gene Ontology annotation, molecular function: ubiquitin protein ligase activity; zinc ion binding; K63-linked polyubiquitin modification-dependent protein binding. The transcript has 17 exons. The record is from RefSeq and is a predicted model, not a curated record. Bases 131 to 2791 code for a protein of 886 amino acids.